AUAUUUUCUCUUACUGUCUCCUGAUACAAUUCGGUAUAACAAUGGCGCAACAUACCCUUAAUCAGCGUCCAAUGUCAAGACGCCCCAUCUCUCGCCUUUGUCGCAAUGGUUUCUUUCUCCUCCCUCUCGCUCUACUUGUUCUCCUCGGUGUAGUCUUGCCUUGGUUAGGAUCUCCCUUAUUAUACAAUACCUCUUCUUCUUCUUCUUUUCCUCCCUCACUGUCUUAUUGGCGCGAAUAUUCCUUGACUCAAGCCACCAAAUUUGUCGCUAAGAAUGGGUCGACGGUGAUUGUCUGCACCGUAAGCUAUCCGUUCUUGCCUUUUCUCAACAACUGGUUGAUUAGCGUUUCUAGACAGAAUCAUCAAGAAAAUGUUCUUGUCAUCGCUGAAGAUUACGCUACUUUGUACAAAGUCAACGAGAAGUGGCCUGGUCAUGCCGUUCUCAUCCCUCCAGCACUGGAUUCUCAAACCGCACAACAUUUCGGUUCCAAGGGUUUCUUCAAGUUUACAUCUCGGAGGCCACAACAUCUCUUGGACAUUUUGGAGCUAGGUUACAAUGUAAUGUACAACGAUGUUGAUAUGGUUUGGUUGCAAGAUCCAUUUCAGUAUUUAGAGGGAAGCCACGACGCAUACUUCAUGGAUGACUUGACUAUAAUUAAGCCUUUGAAUCACUCCCACGGUUUACCACCUCCGAAUCGAAAAGGAGCCACUUAUAUAUGUAGCUGCAUGAUUUUCUUGCGUCCCACCGAUGGUGCAAAGCUUCUAAUGAAUAAAUGGAUUGAGGAACUUGGUUCCCUAUUUUGGGCUAAACCUAAAGAAGGAAAUGAUCAACCUGCUUUUAACUGGGCACUUAACAAAACAGCUCAUGAGGUAGAUGUUUACUUGCUUCCGCAAACAGCUUUCCCAUCAGGAGGACUGUACUUUACGAACGAAACAUGGGUUAAAGAAACAAAAGGGAAACAUGCCAUAAUCCACAAUAACUACGUUAUCGGUUACAACGAAAAGAUGAAACGUUUCCGCGAUUAUGGUCUAUGGCUAGUCGAUGAUCAUGCUGUUGAGUCGCCUCUAGGACAAUUACAGUGAAUUGGAAAGCACGAAAUUAUUGUUUUUUUUCUCUCUCUUUACUUCUUGUCAUCUUGAGAUUAAAACUAAUUUCAAUUCUUUGCAUCAAAGUAACAGUAAUAUAUGUACUGAUUCCUUUUUUGU
Messenger RNA from Raphanus sativus (radish), 1205 nucleotides. Its product is annotated as UDP-D-xylose:L-fucose alpha-1,3-D-xylosyltransferase MGP4-like. The coding region runs from base 42 to 1082 and encodes 346 amino acids. Gene Ontology annotation, cellular component: Golgi apparatus. Gene Ontology annotation, molecular function: glycosyltransferase activity. NCBI's taxonomy places the organism in Eukaryota, Viridiplantae, Streptophyta, Magnoliopsida, Brassicales, Brassicaceae. The record is from RefSeq and is a predicted model, not a curated record. The transcript has 4 exons.